AUGGGAAACGCAAACUCCUCCCGGCCGUCCAAGAUCCAGAAAGACCGGAAGACGGAAGGCAACGGCAGUGGACUUUCAUCUCUUGCUGGGCAGCAAGUUUUAUCGUCGGAUAAGAGACGCGGAGUCGCGCAAAAACGUACUUUGCAGUUUUUCCUUCCACGUAGCGUAGAUACCGGAAAAAGUGGACGAGCCGGAAACGGAAACGGUAAAGCGGCGGCCGGGCCGAGCACGCGAGGGAACCGCGACUUCGGCAAGCAUCGUCAUGUCGGUGCGACGAACCCGUUCAUCAUCUUCUUCCUGCGGUUGCGCAGCAAGAAGCCGAAGGAACCGGUGACCGUGGUGGCGCGAGCCGCCGGCAAGCUGUGGAGCCGCAUGUCGCCCGAGCAGAGGAAGAAGUACGUAGACCUGGCGAACGCGGAGAAGAAACGACGGCAGGAGCGGAAACGGCGGAGAAGGCAUUCGGGCGCGCGCUCGAGGUAGAAUCGUUCGCGAGGAGGUGGGGAAAUAUCCGCGCGAUCUGCUCGAUUCACCAGUAGUUUCGUUGAGAAGAAGCGAACGGUGGCUUCGAAGAGUGGAUCGGUGGCUCGCAAAAACAUAUUUUCCAAAUUCGUACUUGUAAACACGCCGGAUAUCAAAGAUAUCUCUUACUUUUUAUACGAAAUGAAACAGAAAAAAAAUUUUUAUACAAAAUAUUGUCUCUUCACACAUGAAAUGCGGAACAAUGAUUUGUAUACGGGAAGUGUGCCGGAUGACUUGUUCGCAAACGAAAUUUCAAAACGAUGACUCUGAACCACUCUUGCUCUGAAGCAACCCUUCGUUCACACGCGGCACUAAUUGCGUUCUCGUGUCCAGGAUGAAGUAGCGGGAGCUUGGUGGGAGAUCGAGGCUCGGCCAGGGGAAAUACGUGGCGAACGAUUCGGUCGGUCUCUGUCGCGCGUAUCUACUAUACGCCGCAUUAAUCGUCGGCUCUCAUCGCCUAGACGCAUCUGCAAAUGACCACCAGAGAGCUAUCGAUUAUCAUGUGUUUUUGAUUUCUUUUUUAUUUGUUAGUAGUUUUUUUUAGAUCUAUGUACAAUAAAUAUCAAUGUAUUUUUACACUA
Molecule: messenger RNA, 1100 nt
Organism: Dinoponera quadriceps
Lineage: Eukaryota; Metazoa; Arthropoda; Insecta; Hymenoptera; Formicidae
Exons: 2
Coding region: 1-480 (159 amino acids)
Source: RefSeq, a predicted model, not a curated record